This is a messenger RNA of Podospora pseudocomata, 3425 nucleotides long. RefSeq lists its product as uncharacterized. The transcript is spliced from 5 exons. The coding region runs from base 232 to 1896 and encodes 554 amino acids. NCBI's taxonomy places the organism in Eukaryota, Fungi, Ascomycota, Sordariomycetes, Sordariales, Podosporaceae. The record is from RefSeq and is a predicted model, not a curated record.
UUUUUCGCGGUGGUUCAUCUGUGCCUCAUCAUACCACUGACAGAUAUUUCCCUGGUAGCUACACCUGUCAGCCAACAUGAUUUGACAAGGCUCUCCCAUUUGCACCUUCCUACCUUCCCCAGUCACACAACGGUCGUCAUCGGCCUCACCACCAUUACACGACCCACGUGUCCCGUUGCCCUCAACCUACCUAACCCAUCCGCUGGUAACCGCAUCGGCCGGCCAUAACCAAUGUCCCGAUACACCAACGCACGCCGACAUGCUGCCGGUCUAGGCCGGUAUGCCGAGAACCCGGACCUUGGCAAGCUCAAGUACUGUCCCGACAUCCAGUUAAACGAGGAACACCCAUCUGUUCCUUUUAUGCCCCCAGUUCCAAGCUUCAAUGGCGCCAACGAUGUUUGGUCCAGUUUUCCCCGACCCAUCGAGAAGAAUGACUGGGUGCGUCGGAUCACAGGGGAGCAACCCCCUGCUCGAGUAGGGGAGUCGUCCCAAACGUCCCAGGCUGAGCUCGGGCGCCUUUCAUCUCGGUCCUACUCACUUCGCGUGGGGGACUCCAACGACUUCGCCUCGGUCUGGGAAUCGAUUGUAAUUCCUGCCCUUACUGACCUCCUCCAACAAUACUGCGACUCUGACUUCGCGGUCGACGUACACAACUUCCCUGAGCUCUCCACAGAUGCCGUCCCCCGUGUGAUCUACAUCACACUGAGCGACCAUGUGGAUUCCUCGUUUGAAGAAACCAUCCGUACCGAGCUUGCCCAUGCAGUUCCCACUCACUUCCACCCCAUCUACCUCAAGUUCCGUAGAGGUGGUCCCCAGAGAUCCGGGAUGUGGUGGGGCCAGGAAAGAGGCGACCAUGAUGACAUUUGUGAGCCUCGCAACAUCACUUACCGUCCCGCCCCCAUAAUGGGCAUCUCGAUCGGUCCAGUCCAAGUAGCCGACGCCGCUUCACUCGGGGGCUUCAUCAAAAUCGGCUCUGAGCUGUAUGCCAUGAGUGCCGCUCACGCCUUUGAGGAUGCUGUCAAAAAGGGGCACGCCCGCGUUCAUCACCCAGCUAAACCCGACUUCCACAAGAUCACGCCUAGUGAUCCUCGCGCGAAACAAUACGUCAUUGGGACUGUGGCUAUGAAGACGCCGUCUGGGACACUUCGUCCAUCGCUUACCUUUCAGAACACGAAUUUCUCGGCAGAACGCACCAAGGUUGAGAUGGACUGGUGUCUCAUUGGACCGGUGAAAAACGGGAAGAACAUAAUCUCGGUGCCCAGUUUCCAAAUGGAUCGGUGCAUUGCUGUGGAGCAGACGGCGCCCGUUGAGGGGAACACCGAGGUUUAUGCCAUGGCGAGGACAAGCGGGUAUUCGCUUGGUUUUGUAUCUGAUGUGCCUGGGUUGCAGAGAAUUGGCGGACAUCUGAGGAGGGAAUGGACUGUCAGACAGUACUCCCCUUUCAAGCACCCGAGGGACAGUCGAGCUAGUGCGUCUUGGCAAACAUUGAAGCAAUGGGUGACUUCGGGAAUGGGGGUGCCCGGGGACUCGGGGGCAUGGCUGAUGCGGCGCUCUGACAAUGCGGUCAUCGGGCUCAUCUGGGGACGCAACCAUGACUAUGGUGAUCCCCUCGAGCGAGUUCGUCUGACCUACUUCACCCCCAUGGUGGAUAUCCUCAAAGAUGUCUCGCUACCCAGCUACUCGGCCACAGAUCUGGCACGGGCUUCUGAUAGCCAGCGUAGCGCAGUGCACUUGGAUCCAUCUCGAGACCCGUGGAAUGCCCUGGCAUCAGAUGUGAUUCAGCAGCAUCGCCACACCCAAGAGGACCUCAUCAGGGAUCAUUUCGUCGACAAUAACAUCCCUCCUCUGGCGCAGUGUUCGAUCGCCCACCACCUGCCGAGUCUGGUCUCAGUCUGAUGGAGAGUUUGUCUCAGCCCAUUGAGGCAUCUGUUCUCGCAGCAGGUCGUCAAACACUGCCACCUUAUAGCGAGGGCCAGCACUCAACGUCAACUUUGCGCUCUCAAGAUCGAUUGCUUCUUGGAAUCGGGGAAAGCGUAUCAGUGCCCGGUCUUUCCAGCUCAUCAUCCAUCCAUUCGAGUGUCGGAUCCAUGGGUGAACCUUUUGAUGCUAUAUCCGCUGGAAAUGGAGUGCACAUUGUCGAAGAACAAGGCGUGCACGAAGACAUCAUCGAGGUCGAAGAGCCUGUCAGGUCCAAAGCCUGUUUUACUGCUGCAAACCCCCCCCCCCUUUCCAAGGUUGAGCUUCGUUCGGCCGUGAAAAGCGGCAAGACUCUACGCCAAAGUUCUUGCAAGUUGCCCGAUGGGUGCCAGUUCUCCGAAGAUGCCGAGCCACACAAUAUUCCCUGCCUAUCCGUCGGAUAACUCGGCUCGGUGAUGAUGGCGAGUGCAGUAUCCCAAUACAGUAUUCCUUGUCAAAAGUUGGUGGUUGAGGCCGAGUUGUUUGACUGCAGAGGUCUCGAUUAUGGCUGCGACCGAGACUGACUGGACCUGCCGUGGGUGGUGUCAGCGAGGCUACCAUAUUUCUCGGGCGACCACGGCGUUAUAGCCAUGGUGGCAUCAUGACACCACAACUUCUUGCGACCCGUCUGCUUUCCUGACGAUGCAGAUGUUGUUGUGCCCUACUGGUGGACUGCUAAGAUCUUUGCAUCAUUGAUCAUUCGUUGCCCCCACAGUCGCCUUGCUAGCCCGCACUCAUCGAGUGCGGGGAAAUCACGAGGCUGGAGAGCUGGUUGGGUGGCCUUGUCUUCGGUCACCAGGGCCGAGAGACAGGCUGAGGAGGAAGAAAGCGCUUGAAAGGCAGAUCGCGCCGAAGGUCCUGAAGGCACCUAUUCAAUAAGGUUCAUGUGAGGCCCGGAAUACCUACCGGGCACACCCUUAUAUGACCCCGUCUGCCUCUUGAUUCGACCGAGGGAUCCGAUGCCUCCUUGAAGGGUGCGCUCUGGGUAGGAAAGGUGUGCCUGUCUUGGGAUGUCUGCCUUGAAGCAAGGACCGUACCUCUAUGCAUAUCCUGUUGGGUUGCACAAACCGAUAAUGCUACAGAACGUGUGUCGAUUUCCACGCGAAAUCUUCUCACGUUUCUGGAAAUCCCGGUGGCGCAUGGCGGGGUAACAAUGAUAUUGUUUGGCUGCAUAUACCAUACGCGUUGUGAGAUAGAGGCAGCAGCAAAAAUGAAGAGAAACAAUCCGCGGGUUGGAUCAUGGCCCCCACCCCACCUUGGCCGCUUUAACCAAAGGUUGAUUGGGACCUCCUCACUGUUGCAUACAGUGACGUCGAGCUCGAUCCAACAGGAAGGAUUGAUCAAGUAGUAGAUGCACGGUGUCACAGGCUCACCGAACAUGGAAUAUAAAGGAUCCUCAGGAUCCCCUCAAUUUGAUCAAGUUUGGGUCUAGGCUGUUGGUGGCACGGCUGCCGUCUAGCCCGUCCUGC